This is a messenger RNA of Spizellomyces punctatus DAOM BR117, 3326 nucleotides long. RefSeq lists its product as uncharacterized. The record is from RefSeq and is a predicted model, not a curated record. Lineage: Eukaryota; Fungi; Chytridiomycota; Chytridiomycetes; Spizellomycetales; Spizellomycetaceae. The transcript is spliced from 6 exons. Bases 116 to 3205 code for a protein of 1029 amino acids.
GACGACGCGUCCGUUCUCGGACAUCCUUUUUGUCCGUGGUUCGUGCUGAUAACUUCAUUACCAGGGCGGAGAUCUUUGAUAUAUUUGGGACGGGAAAAAGUAUGCCACGUCGCCAAUGCUCGCAGCUCGCUCUUCACCUCGUUCCUCCACACAAAGCAAUGUGCCAGAAGGCCCACCACUACAACCAACCGAGAGCGUUAACGGUGGCCUGAACCGCCGGACCAACAGCGGGGCCCAUACCCCUUUCCGGUCAAGCAACACCGUAGUUUAUGCUUCGUCUACCCAACGACGUGCAUUCAGUGACCAACCGAAUACCGCAUACGGAAGUCCUGCACAUGCGCCGUUUCCCAUUGCCAUGGCAGGCUAUCGGCCAGAUUCUCGGCAAUUCAGUGAUAAUGGCCGCAAUACCACUCCAGCCAAAACUUGGAAGAAUAGCGAACGUGGUCCCUACGGGACUCCGUUUCCCGCUCAGGAAGAGCAGAUAUUUUCUGAAGACGAUUCUGAGUUUGUGGACGACGAGUUCAAGCGUCUUGUAGAGGAAUUGGAUAAUGAAGAAUUCACUCAAUUGAACGGCUUCAUGGACCGGCAUCAAAACGCAUUCGACAGUGUUCCGCGACAUACCGCGCACUCUACUGACAUAAAACAUGAGGAAGAGCAAUCGGAGGAGGAGAUUAGUUUAGAGGAACAGUUCCCGCAAGACCAACACGACGAGCCUCUAUACACUUCCGAGCUACCCACCUCAACCGCUCCGCCCGACGAGGGAUACAGUACCCAAAAUUAUUUGAACGCUCCUACGUUGGAGCUUUUGGAUGCAGAACUGGAUGAUCUUGAUGAUGAAGGACAAGGAAAUUAUGUGCAUGACCAAGAUUUUUCCAAACUGGAAGGCUUGACGGAUCUUGAGAUUACAGGCCUAGAACGAGACACGGAGGACGUGCGUUACGAUGAAGCUAUAAAGGGAUCUCCUAAACAUUAUGGAAGGGACAUCCGAACGCAGUUGCCAGAACCCUGGGAUUCGUCUUUGAUGGGAACCCCGACGCCAGUGGGGGUUGGGGGCCAAAAUCAGCGAGGAGAAUCACUCGUUUCUUCAGAAAAUAGGCAAAGCCAAUAUAAAGAUCCAGGUCCUUACGAUACCGCUUCAGCCAAACAUUCUUUAGCGACUCGGGAUAUUGAAAGCCCUGAGAGCUCUCUUGGUGUACUGUCACCUGAAAAUGAGCAUUUCAACGACAAUAUUGGGUACAUAUCUCCAUCCCCUACUCCGCGACCUCAUCACCAGGGACGGAUGGCCGCUCCUGAGUUGAAAGCCUUUCCUUCCCCAUUCGGAGCUACCGUGGACCAAAUGUCUUUUACUCAACAUGAUGAAAAUAACAGUCCGUCACAGCCGGAGCAUGCAACCCACGCGCUAGAGUCGCCCUAUCAAGAGGCGUCGACGCCCCAUCUGCGAAUUGCUGGAGGGACGGACUCGUCACCUUUCCAAGACAUGCUUAUCGAAGCCCGUAAUGAAUGUCAAAGUCUCAGAGCUCUCAAUGAGCGACUUCUGCAGCAAAAUGAGGAACUAAAAGCUAAUUUAGACGCUGCAAUGGACGAUAAGAGACAAUUUGAAAUCAAUCUGCGCGCAGAAUACGAGCAAAAGCUGCGAGCCGUUCGCCAAGAAGAAUCAGAGAAGAACCAACUGUUGCAGCAGGAUCUAGCUUCUGUGAGAGAAGAGCUUGAAAAAUCCCGCAUAGCCCAGGAUCAAAUGGCCUCGAUUCGCAGUACUUUGCAACGGGAGAAGGACCUGGAUAUUUUGAGCAUAAAAAAGGAGCUCGCAGCGCAAAAGGAGCGUCAACUAAAAGAACUUCGUCGCGAAAUGGCAGUGGAUAAAGAGGAGCUUUCGAGAAAGCUAAAGGAGGAAAUGAGAAUCCAGGAAAACAAUUUCCACAAUGAUAAGGAACGCCUCGAGAACGAAAUAAGCAGAUUGCGAAAGGCAGUGAUGCAGCGCGACGAUGACCUUGCUCAGCUGGAAGAACGCCUGUACACGAGAUCGAGGCGUCCUGAUAGGGAGGACUUUGGUCAACAGUAUGACGGUUAUUCCGACAUGGUGCAGCAUUUGGAGAGAGAGAUUUCACAGAUUAGAAGUAGCUAUGAAGCUACGCUUUCCGCUGUUCAGAGUCAGCUGGAUGGAGAGCGAAAACGUUCGGACGCACUAAAACAUGAGCUCACCGCGCGCGCCAACAUCCCUUCAUCUCCAAAAAACCUCUCUCUGAAUGAACUUAUGGUAAACUACCCGACUCAGCUACGGCAAUUUCGGGAAACUGUAGAAAGGGAGCAUUCGGAGGAACUGUCUGCCCAGAAAGCUGCUCAUGCGACUGCGUUGCAGAAUAUGAUGGAUCGACAUCAGACGGCAAUGUCCGAAGCGGCGUCACGGAAUGAGGAGGAGCGGAUGAAAUUGGUGGCGCAACAGCGACAGGAGAUACUGCACAUCACGAGUCGGCUGAAGGAACAGUGUGCGCAAGCCUAUGACCUUGCCAUCCAGAAGCUAAAAGCAGAUUAUGCAAAAUCCGAGGAAAAGUUGGCUGAACGAUAUGCCGCAGAGAAAGCGGCGUUCGUGAAUGAGGUGAAAAUAAAGUAUUCGGCACUCGGUAGCUCUGGAAGAUAUACAGAGAAAGAUGAGCGCGGUGAGAUGUGGCGGAAUCGUGUACAAGAACUUGAGGAUACUGUGAGUUCGCUCAAAGAUGCCUUGGCGCGAGCUGCUCUCGAGCAUAAUCAAGCGUUGCUGGAUGCAAAACACCGCAAUACGCGCGAUCUUCAGGAGAGCCUGCAGAAAAUGAAAGGCAAAUAUCUAGACACGUUGAGAACGAUGCGAGAUGAUUUGGCGAGGAGCAAGCAACAAGGUUUGGAGAGGUUGGAGAUGGAAUGGCGAAGGAGAAAGGAACAACUAGACAUGGAGUGGGAGAAGAAGCUAGAGGACGUGGUGUCGGGAUACGAGGAUCGCAAAGUGCGCACGUUUACCUCGAAUUCUCCACCUCGAAGCAACGGUUAUGCUGUCCACCGAACUGUGCCAGAGUCAAAGCGGGGUCCACCUUCAUCGAGUUCCUCGGCUACAAAUGGGGUGGAUAUCAACAGAGCAGCUUGGAAACCACCAGGUGGCAGUAGCAGGUUAAGGUCAAGUGCCACUGGCACUCGCAUGAAACAAACGCGCUUUCAUGAACCAACCCGAGAUCGGUGAUCUUCACCGCGCUAUACACUGGUGGUCGUAAUUUAAUGUAAUAUAGAGUUUUUGCUAAUAAUGUACAUAUGGACUACAACAUGUAUUCCACUGCUUUUGGCGCGAAAACGGAUUAUCAACA